Molecule: messenger RNA, 2296 nt
Organism: Cyprinodon variegatus (sheepshead minnow)
Lineage: Eukaryota; Metazoa; Chordata; Actinopteri; Cyprinodontiformes; Cyprinodontidae
Gene: lcp2a
Product: lymphocyte cytosolic protein 2
Exons: 21
Coding region: 438-1934 (498 amino acids)
Biological process (GO): intracellular signal transduction; cell surface receptor protein tyrosine kinase signaling pathway
Molecular function (GO): protein binding
Source: RefSeq, a predicted model, not a curated record
GGAGGGAGGGAGGAGAGAAAAGAGAGGCAGACAGAAAGAAGGAAGCCAUCUUGAGUCUUUUUAGUGACAAGUCUGUCCUAUCUUUGGAACCUUCUUGUUUCUUUAGAAGAGGUCUAUAGAAUAAAAGGUGGUGGGUUGGAUUAAGGAAGUGAAAGCUGAAGAAACUUGGCCGUUAUUUUGUUUUUCUGAGUUCGGUUUUGCAUAUCACAGGAAGACGUGAAGAAACCAGGCCUUCAAAGUGGUUGGAAAGACUGAAACUGUGGAGGACUGACUUGCAGCAGAGGAACGGAGCGCUGCAGAAGCAAAUAUAGAAACCAGAGAAACUUUCAGGGUGAUGUUGGUCUCCUGUCAGUAGACCGUAAAAAGUGUUGGCUUUGACAUCAGCUGGAUAGAAGUUGUGUCUUCGAGGGUCGGAGGAGACUUGAGGAGGACGCAGGAUGAGUUCGGUGCCCUACAAGACGGAGGUGUUGGGGUGGAACCCCCAGCAGCUGGCUGACUACCUGAAGCGGAUGAAUCUUCCGGGCUGUGAUAAAGUUGUGUUGAAGAAUUCCAUCAAUGGUGCGAGAUUUGUGAAUCUGACAGAUAACGACCUCCAGAAAUUUCCUAAGAUUCAUGCUCCAAUGAUCUCUAAGCUCAGCAGUGAAAUCAGCAAGAAAGUGCCCAAAUCAAGCAUUUUUGGAAAAAAACAAACAACAAAGUAUAAUGAACCAGAGAUGACCACAGAUGGAGGAUGGGGUGAAGACGAGUUUGAUGAUGAAGACUUUGAUGACUACGAGAGUCCAUACAGCGAUGAAGAUAGAGACUACGAGUCCCCAGACGAAGAGCUGGACUCGGGUAACGACUACGAGCCUCCUCCCUCUGAACCCGCAGAUGAUCUGACUCACAAACUGUGCCCUUCUCAGCCCAUUGGGGACGGGGAUUACAUCGAUAGGAGGGAUAGCAACGUGCCAACCAGGGGACAGCCCCCUGCUGUAUCACCUCGCCCAUCAAAUUCUACACUUUCUGCACCCAAAGGCCAUAUGUCUUUAGAGUCUCUGUCCAGACGAGAUCCGUCCCCCCAUGCGCCUGCACGACCAUCAGGAAACUUUCCCCCAGGGCCGCCAAGGGUUUGCCGUGACAGCAAACCUGGUCGUGACACAAGAAGCACUCACUCCCCCGUCAGAGGACAUCAGUUCAAUUCAGCAGACAGACCUGGUGGGCAAUCCUGGGGGCCUCCGUUGGAUUCCUCUGAACCACUCAGGUCCAAACCUCCUAUUCUUCAUCCUCCCAACUCUUCAGUAGGAAGGAGCAACUCCUCUGCUAGAGGGGCGCCACCCAGCAGGUUUGAUGGACACAGAGAGCAAGCACAAGACGUUUCUAAACACAAUACGUUUCCUCUUCAAAAAAGUCUGCCUCCCCGCCCUGGGAUCCCUGGACCUGUCCCACAGCACAGCAGUUUGCCUCCCAGCAUUCCUUCUUUAGGCUCUCUGCCUCACAAACUCCAAUCGGCCAUUGCCGAACACAGAGGCAGCAUUGUGGGACCCGGUCAUGCUGCUCCUCCUGCAGUUGCCUCCUCCGAGGGUUUGGACCCUAACUGGUAUGUAGGUAAAGUGACCCGGGGUCAGGCUGAAGGAUGUCUGAAAAGAGUUUACAAGGAUGGGGCAUACCUUGUGAGGGACAGCACCAAGCAGCUACCCAACCAGCCCUUCACUCUGAUGGUCUUCUACCAGGACAAAGUCUACAACAUCCAGAUCAGGCAGCAGAACCAACAGUUCCAACUGGGAACUGGUCUCAAAGCCCAGGAGUUUUUCCCAUCAGUCUGUGACAUCAUCAAUCAUUACUCCCACUCCCCCCUGGUCCUCAUUGAUGCCAAAAACAGGACCUCCAGCCACCAGAACCAGUGUCUGCUGUCUGACCCGGCUGGAUACUAUAUGACGGGACAGAACUGGUCCUGACAGACUGAUCCAGUUUGAGGAUCGGUCUCCAGACAAACCCAGAGGGAGAAUUUUGACGAAUGUUCACUUCAGACAACACAAUCUGACGAGUGGAAAAUGCUCCAUCUUUGCACAUGUUGCUUUUUUUUUGUACUUUCUACAUUUCAAACCUUAAAGAAUAUUUGUGCUGGAAUAUUUCUGUACAACGUCGAAAGCUAAUGUCAGAUCUAUUGCAUAUGGACCCCAAAAACAAACUAUAACUUUAAAACGUAAGCAGAGUUUUUUCUUGCCUCCGCUGAAAUUCUCAUACCUUCCCACCUUUAGCUCAGCUUUAUUUGAUUCUGUCAGUUUGCCACUCAGCUGAUCUCAUUAAAACAUCAGGA